AUGCCACAAUCCGCGACAGACGCCACGCGGUUUACCUCCACAACUCCUCAUGCGACUGCGAAACAGCCUUUCAGACCCAGCAAUAGCCCCCCAAGAAAUAUGCCACCGAGGAAACCGGCACCGAAUACCGCACCUACGGGAGAGACGCCCCAGGAGAAGGUCAGAAGGUUAAGGGCUGCUGCCGAUCGAGCCCGAAAUGCUCAGAUCACAACGGUCGACAAAAUGAUCAUUCGGGGCCGGGUGUGGGCAGACCGGGCACACAAGGUUGUGACGCUGAGCUUGGUUGCUGCUACUUUUGUUGCUGGUGGUCUUGUUGUAUACGCUCUGGGUGAUAUGAUGAUUUAUAACCGAAGAAAAAGAGCCCAGUUCUUCGAGGAGCAGAAAGCUAUACACGCGAAUGCUAUUUUCAAUGCGAAACGGGCAAUCGCGUCUGGUACAGCCACGGAAGAGGACAUCAAGUUUAUCAAGCGGGAGGAAGAGCAUGCGGCCAAGUUGGAGGAGAUUGCGCGGGCGAAGGCAGAGAAGAAGGGGAUCUUCAAGAAGAGCAAGGAAUGGCUGUUCUCCGGCCUGAAGAAGGAGGAAGAAGGCGAUGAUGUGGGCACCAGCGAGAGGAGAUUGGGCUAUGAGUCUCUGAGCGAGGAGGACGACACGCUGGGCGAGCGGGAAAGCAGCAUUGUGAGGGCACUCGAGGAGAAGAAGAUGGAUAUCGCGGACAAGGCGAGAGAUGCAUUUGCGCAGGAGAGGGAGAAUCAAAGAACGGGUGGGCCAUUGGACCGGGUGGGGACCAAGGCGAACGGUGAUGAGCAACCCAAAUCCGGAGGCUGGACGUCUUUCCUAGGGAGGCGGUAG
Drepanopeziza brunnea f. sp. 'multigermtubi' MB_m1 is the source of this 849-nucleotide messenger RNA. RefSeq lists its product as uncharacterized. Lineage: Eukaryota; Fungi; Ascomycota; Leotiomycetes; Helotiales; Drepanopezizaceae. The record is from RefSeq and is a predicted model, not a curated record.